Messenger RNA from Seriola dumerili (greater amberjack), 1373 nucleotides. RefSeq names its product thymidylate synthetase (gene tyms). The record is from RefSeq and is a predicted model, not a curated record. Gene Ontology annotation, cellular component: cytosol; mitochondrion. The coding region runs from base 143 to 1108 and encodes 321 amino acids. Gene Ontology annotation, molecular function: thymidylate synthase activity. Lineage: Eukaryota; Metazoa; Chordata; Actinopteri; Carangiformes; Carangidae. Gene Ontology annotation, biological process: dTMP biosynthetic process. The transcript is spliced from 7 exons.
GCAACGCAAGUAGCUGGUUCAAAAUCCCUCCAAAUAUCUCCAAGUAAAAAAAAUACCCGGGAAAAUUGCUCUCACACAGUUGACAGCAAAAUUCUUUGGUGGCCGGUUUUGUGCUGCGAUUGUCAACGUUGCUGUCCACAAAAUGCCCGCCACUUCAGAAAUACACACCGGGCAGAUGCACGCGCAGGACGACGGUAAGAAGACAGAAGUGAGUCCGGCUGCAGAGAAGAAACAUUUUGGUGUUUUCUGCGAUGAACGGGGAUAUCUGGACCAGAUUGAGUACAUCAUGCAGCACGGCCGACGGAAGGGUGACCGGACCGGGACUGGAGUCAUCUCUGUGUUCGGUGCUCAGUCCAGAUACAGUCUGAGAAACCAGUUUCCUUUGCUAACAACCAAGAGGGUGUUUUGGAAAGGGAUCCUUGAAGAGCUGCUGUGGUUUAUUAAGGGAUCAACAAAUGCCAAGGAGCUCUCGGACAAAGGGGUGAAGAUUUGGGAGGCCAACGGGUCCCGGGAGUUCCUGGACAAUCUCGGGUUCACAGACAGAGAGGAGGGCGACCUGGGACCUGUGUAUGGUUUCCAGUGGAGGCACUUUGGUGCAGAAUACACAAACAUGCAUGCAGAUUACACAGGACAAGGUGUUGACCAGCUGCAGAAAGUCAUCGACACCAUCAAAAAGAAUCCAGAGGACAGGCGCAUCAUCAUGUGCGCUUGGAACGUCAAAGACCUGCCUCACAUGGCUCUGCCCCCCUGCCACGCCCUCUGCCAGUUCUACGUGUGUGAUGGCGAGCUGUCGUGUCAGCUGUACCAGCGCUCAGGUGAUAUGGGUCUGGGAGUGCCUUUCAAUAUCGCCAGCUACGCACUUCUUACCUACAUGAUCGCCCACAUCACAGGACUCAAGACUGGCGACUUCGUUCACACCCUGGGUGAUGCUCACAUCUACGUCAACCACAUUGAACCUCUCAAAGUGCAGCUCCAGAGGGAGAUCCGCCCCUUCCCCAAGCUGAAGAUCCUGAGAAAGGUGGAGCAUAUCGAUGAUUUCCGUGCAGAAGACUUUGAGAUUUUUGACUACAACCCCCAUCCCACCAUCAAGAUGCAGAUGGCUGUGUAACAACCCCAAUCUAAAGGCAAUUAGGGAUGAAUAUGGUAUAUGUUGUUUGAGGGAAAAGUUCAUUUAUCACAUUGUUCUUUAUUUAUAGUAUCUGUUCGACUUUCUCUUUUAUUACCAAGAUCAUCAAACCUUUAAAUUUUUUACUGGUGUGAAAAACAAAUCUACACUUUUCCACAAUUUUCUAUAGUAGAACUGCUGGUGUUCUGGAUGCCUCUGAAAUGUUUUUCAUCUGGUGUAUUUUAAAAUAAAGGAUCUAUUUCUAUAA